ACGACUUUCGACUCUCUGUUGGAGGUUUAUUUUAGGUUGGAAAAUGGCAACCUUGCGUACCUUUAUAUCCGGCGCCGUACGUGGACGAUCCGUGCUUUCCAAAUUCCAGACUCCCACGCGUAUUCAAAGAGUACAUAGCCAUGACGAGGGCCCACCUCAGCCAUACGAAAACCUGCCUUUUACCAUAAGCAACAGAUAUACAACAACUUUAAAGUGGUGCCUCUUCUUUGGAUCAGGACUGUGGGCACCAUUCAUUAUAGUCUGGUACUCUAUGGCAAAGAGGACAAUGAUCUCUCUAGAUCUAAUAGUUCUGUUGUUUGCUCUAUAA
Hyposmocoma kahamanoa is the source of this 328-nucleotide messenger RNA. RefSeq names its product cytochrome c oxidase subunit 7C, mitochondrial-like. NCBI's taxonomy places the organism in Eukaryota, Metazoa, Arthropoda, Insecta, Lepidoptera, Cosmopterigidae. Gene Ontology annotation, biological process: mitochondrial electron transport, cytochrome c to oxygen. The transcript has 3 exons. The record is from RefSeq and is a predicted model, not a curated record. Bases 44 to 328 code for a protein of 94 amino acids.